AUGAAGGCCUUUCUUAAGCGACUCGAGGUCGAUAGCGACGGUGGCCCUGUGCCAGACCGAUGGAUCAACAACGAUAUUAAGCCCAUCGAGGCCAGUCGCCGAACCUGGGGCUUUUGGACCUUCCAUAACUUUUGGGUCCUGGUGAAUUCGAAUAUCUCAUCUUUUAUGACGGGCAGCUCUUUGAUUGCCCUUGGACUGACCUGGUGGCAAGCCAUUAUUGCGAUCGUAAUAGGCCAGCUCCUGUCAACCAUCCUGGUCGUUGUCAACUCCCUCCCAGGCGCUUAUUAUCAUUUGGGGUUCCCGGUUGCCAAUCGAUACGUGUGGGGCAUGUAUGGCAGUGCAUUUGUGAUUUGGAAUCGCAUUCUGCUUUCAGUUGUCUGGUACGGUUUCCAAUCAUGGAUCGGCGGCGAAUGUGUCUAUGUCUGCCUCCAAGCAAUUUGGCCCAAUCUGGAACAGCGCAUCCCAAACCACCUCUCUGCAUCGACCGGCACUACGUCAGCCAGCUUCGUCUCGUAUGUCAUAUUCAUGGUAAUCUCCCUGCCGGUGAUCUAUGUCCGUCCGCAUAACCUCAAAUAUCUCUUCUACGGCUCCGCAGCCACAAUUCUGAUCUUUGAAAUCGUCUUGUUGAUCUGGUCGCUCGCAACAAUGGGUGAUACUGGGUUCGGCUCCACGAUAUCGGGCCCUGAGUCCAGUGGAGGCUCGGGCUGGAACAUUGCAUUCGGCAUUAUCAGUACCAUUGGCUCAAUUGCUGCCGGUAUACUGAAUCAGAAUGACUAUGCGCGUUUUGCGCGAAAGCCUCGAGAUGCGGUAUGGGGGCAGCUGAUCAGUUUCCCGUUCUAUGCCAUUACAUGCGCUAUCGUUGGAAUUUUGGUCACUGCAGCUACGCAAGAACGCUUCGGUGAGGCCAAGUGGAAUCUUCCCACGCUUCUGAGUGCAGUCAUCGAGCACGGAGGGUCUCGCUCUCGAGCUGCGGCGUUCUUCGGCGGUGCCGCAUUGGUGAUCUCUCAGAUUGGUGUCAACGUUCCCGGGAAUGCUUUGGCUGGCGGAUUUGAUCUGGCUGCGACGUUCCCGCAAUAUAUCAAUAUCCGCCGUGGAGCUUAUCUCACAGCUUUGGUUUCAAUUGCUUGCAAUCCCUGGAAACUGGUCAACACGGCAACUACAUUCUUGGCUGUUCUCAGCAGCUACUCGGUGUUCCUGGGGCCAAUGACUGGCCUGAUGAUCUCGUCGUACUUCAUCAUCAACCAGCGCAAGAUCAAGGUUGAUGACCUUUUCAUCGGAAAUAGCUCCAGUAUCUACUGGUACACGAUGGGGGUAAACUGGAGGGCAGUUGUAGCUUGGAUUUGUGGUACAGUCCCAUCAUUGCCUGGGUUUGCUGCUUACGUCAAACCCAGUGUCGUCGUGCCCACUGGCCUAACACAUAUAUACUAUAUUUGCUUUUUGUCUGGUCUGGCUAUUAGCGCCGCGGUAUACUGCUCUCUGCACUAUUUAUUUCCGGUACUCGCGGUCCGGGACUUCGUGCAGACGUCUCCACCAGCUGAGGUACUGAUGCGCGAGUAUCGGGAGCGAUGGGACCGGGGCGAUGAAGUUGAGACAAUCCUGACGGAGACUACCAAGAGUUAA
Molecule: messenger RNA, 1620 nt
Organism: Penicillium canariense
Lineage: Eukaryota; Fungi; Ascomycota; Eurotiomycetes; Eurotiales; Aspergillaceae
Product: nucleobase cation symporter-1 family protein
Exons: 7
Coding region: 1-1620 (539 amino acids)
Biological process (GO): nucleobase transport; transmembrane transport
Cellular component (GO): plasma membrane
Molecular function (GO): nucleobase transmembrane transporter activity
Source: RefSeq, a predicted model, not a curated record